AGAGAGGUUUGUUUUGUUCAUGUGUGGAGAGGUGGCUGCAGUCAGUGAUGAUUUUACAACACGCUGUCUCCUGCUGUUUAAAGGAUUUAGGCUGGGAUGAAAUGUUUUCUAAUAAUUAGUGAUUUUUGUGUUUGUUUAUCACCUGCACGGAGUUCCGUGAAAAGGAAAGCAUCCCUUUUCUGUGUUGAAUUUCACACACAGAGCGGAGCGCGUCAGUCGCAGCUAUAGACAAGUCGAGCUUUUCAAUGAGAUGAUUUACUGAGAAACAAACGCGUUGAAGCUCCAGCAGAGCUCUGCGCGAUUCUGAAACACGAAAGGAAAGUUACUCCUUGCAAAGACUGUUGUUUGUGUUCUUUCUUUAUCACACCAGAAGUGAUGAAUAUAUUUGAAUGGGAAGGCUACGAUAAAAACAGAUAUAUCUUACUAAAUACAAACCGAAGGCGGUGUUUCUGAAUGCAAAGAGGAUUCCGCUAGAGCAGUCUCAAACUAAACCAGUGAAGAUGGACGUCAGUGUCUCCGUGUCGUUGUUUCAAGACGAGCUCGCCUCCACCGUCGAGCUCGCAGUGAAAGCGGCUGCAGACAGCGUCGUGUGCGCGAUUACUGAAGCUGUGAGCAGCAAAUUCACUGAAUUACAAGAGGACAUGUCUGCAGUGAAGAGAGAGAAUGAAACUCUGAAGCUGAGAUUGGAAAUAUCAGAGAGCGAGCUGAAAGCCGUGCGAGGGUGUAUAAACGCUGCACAUGCAGACAUUAAACAGCCUUUCAUAUUUCAAGAUCCCAUAGAGAGCCACGCUAUCCCUGAAUCUGAAGCACAGGAGGGGCCAAAGAUAGAAGCAGCUUACACACGAGAGGAGUCCUUUGAGCAGGAGUGGUGUGCAAGUCUAAUACAGGUUACAGAGCUGCCAUGUGUUAAAGAUGAAGACGUCCCUGAGUGUGUUCCUAUUAAAGAGGAAUUCAUAGAACAGGAAUGUGUCUCCAUCGCAGAGGAACUUCCUACUGAAAAUAAUGUCUGUACAGUUGAGGAGAACACCAAGCUGGGAUCCAACCUGUGUGAUGAUUCUCCAUCUGAAUGUGAUCUGGGAUUUGGAGCUUCUAAAGUAGAUGAAGGAGAACACGACUCCACUCCAUCACCCCAGUGCAAAAACUCUACUAGAGGCGAACCACAGAGCAAGAAACACAGAGAAACGACACCCCAAGAAGAGUAUGUGAAGACAUUGAGAACUCACUCAGUUACAAUCCCUUCUUUACAAGACAGACACCCACUUACUGUGGAGAGUACAGAGACGCCACAUUCUGCAUGUUUUAACAAUUCAGAAACCCAGGGCAGCUUGAAGACCUUGCCUCAUUCUAUUAAAGGUGGGAAGAGUUCCUGUCAAUUAGACGCUCCUGAAACUCACAAGGGAAAUCCCACAGGAGGGACUACGUGUUCCUGGGCUGAUUGUGGGAAGCGUUUCAAUCAUAUAUCACUGCUUAAAAGACACCAGCGCAUUCACACAGGAGAGAAACCUUCCCACAUACAGACCAGUGAUAAGAGUUUCACACAGUUAGGAAAUCUUCAUUCACACCAGCGCAUUAUCACAGGAGAGAAACCUUAUCACUGUGAUGUUUGUGGGAAGAGAUUCAGUCACUUAGGAAACCUUAAAAAACACAAAGCCAUUCACACAGGAGAGAAACCUCAUCACUGUGAUGUUUGUGGGAAGAGAUUCAGCCAGUUAGGAUACCUUAAAAAACACAAAGCCAUUCACACAGGAGAGAAACCUCAUCACUGUGCUGUUUGUGGGAAGAGAUUUAGCCAGUCUGGAGACCUUAAAAGACACAAAGCCAUUCACACAGGAGAUAAACCUUAUCACUGUUCUGUUUGUGGGAAGAGAUUCAGCCUGUUUGGAAACCUUAAAGGACACCAUAAAAUUCACACAGGAGAGAAACCUCAUCACUGCCCUGAGUGUGGGAAGACAUUCAGUCACAUAGGAAACCUUAAAAAACACAAAGCCAUUCACACAGGAGAGAAACCUCAUCACUGUGAUGUUUGUGGGAAGAGAUUCAGCCAGUUAGGAGACCUUAAAAGACACCAUAAAAUUCACACAGGUGUGUAAUCCUCUCCCUGCACUUAGUGUGUGAAGAAGUGAAGUCAGUUGCAGGCUCUUACAGGACUCGAGAACAUUCUCAGAAUUGCAGACGCUUGGACACCUAGACAACUGGAGUGCAUUUGAUUAAAUACAGAAAUAUUUACUGAAAACAAAAGAAUAAACCUGCUUGAUAAACAGGGCCCCCCCUAAUCACAAUCUGUUCAGAUCAAAAGCUCACAGACUCAAAUAAUCACUAAGCCAUUACAGACCUCACCUGCGACCCUGUUGCUC
Molecule: messenger RNA, 2354 nt
Organism: Acipenser ruthenus (sterlet)
Lineage: Eukaryota; Metazoa; Chordata; Actinopteri; Acipenseriformes; Acipenseridae
Product: zinc finger protein 583-like
Exons: 3
Coding region: 501-2090 (529 amino acids)
Biological process (GO): regulation of transcription by RNA polymerase II
Molecular function (GO): DNA-binding transcription factor activity; RNA polymerase II cis-regulatory region sequence-specific DNA binding
Source: RefSeq, a predicted model, not a curated record